Antechinus flavipes (yellow-footed antechinus) is the source of this 5803-nucleotide messenger RNA. It is a transcript of the gene BNIP2, whose product is annotated as BCL2 interacting protein 2. NCBI's taxonomy places the organism in Eukaryota, Metazoa, Chordata, Mammalia, Dasyuromorphia, Dasyuridae. Bases 174 to 1418 code for a protein of 414 amino acids. The record is from RefSeq and is a predicted model, not a curated record. Gene Ontology annotation, biological process: apoptotic process. Gene Ontology annotation, cellular component: cytoplasm. The transcript has 11 exons.
GUGACUGGACCAGAAAGCCGCGCUUUGGUGUUAAUGGCGCAUGCGUAGCCCCUGGGAGGGCGUUGCAAAGGUGGAGUUUCCUCUCCCUUCCUUCCUUCCUUCCUUUAAAUUGGGCGGCAACGCCUCUCUCGCCUAGCUCUCCUCACUCCACCCCAGACAAGGGAAGUGGAGCGAUGUUGUCACUUCCGUCGGGGUCUUCAUCUACAUCCAGGUCAGCGCUCUUGCCGCUGCCACUGCGGCUGGGGGACCUGGCUGGGGUCUCCGCCGCCGACCCAGGGGCUCUGGUGGAGUCCCGCGUAGGACCUAGCUCCGGGCUGGUCAGCCCGACUUCGCCGGCCUGGAGGGGCGAAGAGGACGGGGAGGCGGAGGCUUCCUUUCGGGUCAGUGGUUCUCUGGAUUACCAGGAAUCUCUAGUUGAUAUUGAGGCCAGGCUAAGGAUGGAAGGUGUGGAACUUAAGGAAGAAUGGCAAGAUGAAGACUUCCCAAUACCUUUACCAGAGGAUGACAGCAUUGAAGCAGAUGUAUUAACUGCAGUAGGACCAGAACACCAGCCAAGCCUGCUAGAAGUAAAUGGAAAUAAAGUAAGAAAAAAAUUAAUGGCUCCAGAUAUUAGCUUAACACUGGAUCGGAGUGAUGGUUCCAUUUUGUCAGAUGAUUUGGAUGAAAGUGGAGAGAUUGACUUGGAUGGUUUAGAAACUCCAUCUGAGAACAGUAAUGAGUUUGAAUGGGAAGAUGAUCUUCCAAAACCCAAAACUACUGAAGUAAUUAGGAAAGGAUCAAUUACUGAAUACACAGCAGCAGAGGAAAAGGAAGAUGGACGACGCUGGCGUAUGUUCAGAAUUGGAGAACAGGAUCACAGGGUUGACAUGAAGGCAAUUGAACCCUAUAAAAAAGUUAUCAGUCAUGGAGGUUAUUAUGGAGAUGGAUUAAAUGCAAUUGUUGUAUUUGCUGUCUGCUUUAUGCCUGAAAGUGGUCAACCUAAUUAUCGCUAUUUAAUGGACAAUCUGUUUAAAUAUGUUAUUGGCACUUUGGAAUUGUUAGUAGCAGAGAACUACAUGAUAGUUUAUUUAAAUGGUGCUACAACACGGAGAAAAAUGCCAAGUCUGGGAUGGCUUAGGAAAUGCUAUCAGCAAAUUGAUAGAAGGUUAAGGAAAAACCUAAAGUCUUUAAUAAUAGUUCACCCUUCUUGGUUUAUCAGAACACUUCUAGCAAUUACAAGGCCUUUUAUUAGCUCAAAAUUCAGCCAGAAAAUUAAAUACGUCUUUAACCUGGCAGAACUAGCAGAACUUGUCCCUAUGGAAUAUGUUGGCAUACCAGAAUGCAUAAAACAGUAUGAAGAAGAAAAGUUAAAAAAGAAACAAAAAAGCAGAGUUGAUCAGGAAUUGAAUGGGAAACAAGAACAGAAGAGUGAACAGUAAACUUGGAAGUCCAAACAAAAGAUCUGAAAAUGUGCACAUGGAAUGAUGUGAUGCUCUUUUUGCAUUAUAAUGCAUUUAUAGGCCCUUUUUUUUCUGUGUAACUUGUUACAACAUUGACUUGAUUUUCCUUAAUGGACUUUUGUAUAAGGAACUGUUCACUGCUGUAUUGAUUUGCAAAUCUUUUGAAUUUAAUUCUUUAAUAGCUACUUUAAUAUUGUAAUCAUUUUGUAUUUUAUAUUGCUAAAUGUAAAAGAACCACACUUUUUUUUAUGAGGCAUUUUUGCAUUUGUUUUAUCUAAGUGAUGCAUGUUCUUUAGUAAAAUAUUUAUAAACGUAAAAUGGUAAAGGAGAGAUAAUAUAUAUUUUUAUGAUUUUUUUUGAACAAUAUUUUAUAAUAUUGUGUACCUGUAUUAUCAAGCAAUAUGCAGGUGAAUAAGGCCAUAUAAAUGACUGAAGUCAUUAUUUUGUAAAAUGCAUGAUGGAAUUUUUUGUAAAAGGUUAAACACAUUUCUUAUGAUUUUAGAAAAUAAGGGUGUUUUUAUGUAUUGGACUGGUUAGACCAGUUGUUACAAAUACAUGAAGACUAUUCUUGUUCAUGUAUUGGAUACAUGUAGAAUAUGCCAUGACAACCUUUUCCACUUUGGUGUAUAUUUCCCCUCCCUCAUCAUGAAAAAGCAACUACACAAUGCAUUGUACACUUUUUAGACAAGUCAAAAAGCCAUUUUGUGAACUGGAUAACUGAACGGACUAGGAAUUGGUGGGUGUGUUUGUGUGCAUGUAUAAAGAACCUUUCAACUUCUGGGCACAGAUAAAAACUUUUCACAUGUCUUAGGAUUGUUCACAAAUGUGACAAAUAUCCAGGAUAGCAUUCUACUUGACUGCUGAGUACUAGAUAGCACUGCAAAAAAUGUGGCAAGUUGUAUACUGUCACUUUUUGUUCCAGAGAGCUAGCAAAAGCUUACUUUUUUAAAAUCCUAUACCAUCAAAGUAGGCACUUUAAAAAAAAAAAAAACUUUCCUUAUCAUGUCAUUUUAAAAACUAGGUUUUUUAUUUAGUCCAUAAGUUGUUUUUUUGUUUUGUUUUGUUUUAUGCUCUAUCAUGCUUUACAGUAUCAUAAUAGAAGUUGACUGUAAAUCUAAUAUUAAAUUAAAUUGUGGUGUUGUCAGUUAAUCAUUUAAAAAUGUGUAAAACUUCUUGUUGAAUUUGGUAAGUACAUUUACUCUGUGAGAAAUGGUACACACACAACUUGGAAUGAUAUUUUGUUGAUGUUGUCUAAUUUUAAAGAAACGUUUCCAUUACAAUAAUUCCUUGCUACUGUGUCUUGGGUUUUGUAAAUUUCUCCAACUUGUAUACCAACUCUUCCUAGGCUCCCUGGAUUGGGUUUUGAAUGAAGGUUUUAAACUCUCCUGGACAGUGUGAGGCAUUUGUCAGAUUUUUUUAAUCAAAUUUCUUGCUUUGGGGGAAAAAAAAAAGGAAUUCUUCUCUUUGUUUUUGUCAGUCACAAAUUCAAGAUAGGAUUGUCUGAAAGGAAAAAUUCCAGAGCAUUUUCCUGAAUUAUCAGGAUUAAAUAUCUAUAGGUCUAUGAUCAUGAGUUAUUUCAGUUUAAAGAUCAUUGCAAUGCCUUAGUAUUUAUUUUAAGACAGAUUCAUGACUGUUAAAAAAAUAUAGACAAAAUUAUAGAUCUAAUUGGUCAUUUUUUUUUAAUGCAUAGAAAUUAAUAGGCUCUUCUCUUUGUCUCACAGUAAGAUGUCUUAUUUAGAAAUAAACUGCCUCAUUCCUCUGUAGUCAUUGAGAAUUAACUGUUGGUUUUAAUACAUUUAUUUUCCUCCCCAAAUGCUACUCCCCAAUUCAAAGAUAGCUAUAUGUAAAUAUUUUUUUACUCAGUAUUUCAAGCUGAAAGCAAGUCAUUCUAGAAAUAAGGCCACUUCCCCAUGAUACCAAAAAUACUAAGUUUCUGAAGGGAAAUGAUAUAGGAAAACAAUAACAACAUAGUUUUAAUGAGAAAAAGGCACAUCAUCAUGUACAGGAAAUAAAAUUUGACACAAUGCCAUUAAAUAUGUAGGACAAUGAUGUGCCUUUUAAUGGUAUUUCUGUGAGCAUUUAUUAUGAUUAUAAUCCCUACAAAACAAUUUUGGUCUUUCGUUCUUAAUUUGGAUUACAGCUUUGCAUGCAUAUAUGUAGUGUUUUAAAUUUUAUUUAGUCCAUACAUAGACUUGUUAAAUAUGUGAAUUAGUCUUUCCAUGUGGCCAUAUGGACUUAGAUAUUGACUUAAAUACUGUUUCGGUUCUGCUUGUCUUGGUGGUUGUGAUAUAUUCUUGUCUUUUAUUUUGAAGAUUUUAAUAUCUCAGCUUAAUUUGUUGAUUCCACCUUAUUAAUUUGCUUAUAGGAGCAGAAGACAGUACACAAUGUUCAUGAACAGGACUCUUAAUUCAUUAGGAUAGUAUUCCAUAAAUUAAGUUUUUAUAAAAGCGGCUUAAAGUAGGACCUAUGGAUAAAGUCAGUGGUCACUGUUGUAUAGGGCAUAAAGCAAUGGGUAAUAAAGUACAGAUAUAUUUAUUAACGAAGCUGUUUUCUUGUGCUCAGCCAGCACCUUUAAGGAAAUGAAGAAGGGGGAAGAUUAUUAACCUACAUUUGAUUACUGCAAUCAAUGUUAAUAAGCUGAGGAGCACAAACAAUCAGUCAUACACAGUGAAAUAAGAGACAAUGUUAAGAAAUCCAUUCAGAUUUAUCAUUCGGCCUCUAAUAAACAUACUUUUUUGCUUCUGGAGGCAAGUUGAUGCUGGGAAAUGAGUCAGCAGUCAUAUUUCCAAUGCUCACUGAAAUUGUAAUUUGUUUGCUCACCCCCUCUCUGCAAUAGAUUAUUAAAAUCUGAUCAAUUCUAAAGUUAGUGCUAAUCUGUAUAAAAGAAUAUUGCACACCUAAAGCCAAGUGGCUAAGGAUUUUAGUUUCUCACCAUCCUCUUUUUUCCAUGUACUGGAUAUAUAACGCAUAAUUUCCCAUAGACAAAGAGUAUAGAUUAUGGCAGACUGAGAGGAAAUAGUUGCUUUCACUACUAAUUCAUAUCCCUAUUUCCCCUACUCCCCCACAACUAUUUGUAAAUCUGAUCAAAGUAAAACUUUAUAUUGAAGAGUAUAUUGAAAAAGUAAAAGGAAGAAUGUGGUGGUAGUGAGUUAACUUUAGCCAAAUAUCCUAUUGUGUGAAAAGGAGCAAAAAUUCUUUGACAGACCUUACAGUAGAAUAAUUGGAAGAAGUCUAGAAACUUAGCUACAUGGGAAGGCCUGUGGCUUGUUUUCACCAUUACUUAAAAAUGGUAAUAAUCCUGGCUUUGAUCCCAUUUUGGUCAGAGGAAAUCAGGGAAAAUGUCUGGUUCAUUUUUGUGUACCACUAAAGCGUUCUGUAUUUUUUUGGGAAAAGUCCCAAAAGGGAUUCCCUACACUGCCUCACCAUUUUCCAUACUUUUAAUUUGGCAUAUAUCACAGGUAUGUAUGUUCUUCACAAUUUUGCCCCUAAGGUUCUUAAAUCAUAGGAAAUAUUUCACUUUGCUUAGCAGCAAAUAUGAUUGCAAGGGAUUUCAGCAUUAAUUAUAUGCAUGCAGCUUUAUUAUAUAAUAGGCUCCCUAUUUUAUUUACUACAUAUGAUUUGCAUAUAACUUAUACUAAGGAAAAUUCUGACAAAGUAUGCUAUAUCAAAUAAUCUAGCAUAAGAUAAACUGAGUAAGUUUCAAAUUCACAAAAUUGAGCACUUUUUAAAAAUAGAUAAAACUUGAUUGAAUAUUGUUAAGAUGUAAUUUCAUUUGAAGUUGUUUUGGUAUUCUAAAUAUGGAGACUGAGGACAUACUUAGAAAUACCUCAAAAUAUAUUUUCUUUUGCUGGCCAAAAAACCAAAUACUUUUAAGUUGAUUUAAGAAAUUAUUCAAUUUCUAUACCUGGUCUUGUAAACCCAACUUUUUUUUGGCUUCAUCUCCUAAAUAUGUAGUGGUCAUACUUAUUUAGAAGAAAAUAUAUUUGCUUAUGUAAUAUUGUUGGUAUUCAUUUUAUGACCUGGCUUGACUAAAGCACUUUGAUUUUUUUAUUUUUUUUAUUUUUUAUUUUUUUUUUUUACUGCAAGGUCCAAAAAUUUAACAUUUAAUGCACUGUAAUUAACUUACCUAGAUGUUAUUCCUUAAUAUAGGGAUUAAUGUGUAGAAAAAGUACUGUCAUUGUAUAGUAUAAGAAGUUAAAUUUGAGUGUAUAAUGUUUGUAUCAAGAGUAUUAGAGAAGUCUUUUGGCCAAGGAAACCUUUUGGGAUUUUCUUUUGGCAUGUUAGGAAUAUGGUAAUUUGCAGUCUGUUACACUUCCUACUAUUACAAAUUUAAUGAACCUUAAAUAAAUGAAUUGGAAAAGUAA